Messenger RNA from Dipodomys ordii (Ord's kangaroo rat), 664 nucleotides. RefSeq names its product zinc finger, SWIM-type containing 7 (gene Zswim7). Gene Ontology annotation, molecular function: zinc ion binding. The transcript has 4 exons. The record is from RefSeq and is a predicted model, not a curated record. Bases 1 to 351 code for a protein of 116 amino acids. Gene Ontology annotation, cellular component: Shu complex. NCBI's taxonomy places the organism in Eukaryota, Metazoa, Chordata, Mammalia, Rodentia, Heteromyidae. Gene Ontology annotation, biological process: double-strand break repair via homologous recombination.
AUGACCAAAAAGUCUGUACAGAUUAAGUACAAGCAUAGGCUGAAGUUUAUCUUUGGCUCAUCAGCCAUCCAGGCCUUGGACCUAGUUGAUCGACAGUCUGUCACUUUGAUCUCAUCGCCCAGUGGACGUUGUGUUUACCAGGUACUUGGAAGUUCUGGUAAAACAUACACAUGUUUGGCUUCUUGUCAUUAUUGUUCCUGUCCUGCAUUUGCCUUCUCAGUGCUGCGGAAAAGUGACAGCCUACUGUGCAAGCAUCUCUUGGCAGUUUAUCUUUGUCAGGUUAUGAGGGCCUGCCAGCAGGUCAGUGUCUCUGACAAGCAACUGACUGACAUGCUGAUGGAGAAGAAAUGAGAAGCAAGAAAAGUGCAGAUGGAACAUCAUCCUUGAAAACAAAAGCCCAUCAAGAACUGCAUUUAACAUGUCACAGAUCACAAGAAAAAGAAGUGAAAGUGAUCAUCCAGAGACUUCUUGUUAGUGUCCCUUUUCUUUGAUAGGCUUCAGGAGGGACUUUGGGUGGGAGGUGUGAGAUAUGGAGGGUAUGUGUAUAGCUUGGAACCCUGUGCAGUCUUCUCAUGGAAACUCGUCUCUACAGGAAUUGAGUAUUGCAUAUUCAAAGAAAUAUCAUGCUGUAUUCACAACAUGGACUUUUUUUCUGUGUGUGUAU